Neurospora hispaniola is the source of this 492-nucleotide messenger RNA. RefSeq lists its product as uncharacterized. The coding region runs from base 1 to 492 and encodes 163 amino acids. The record is from RefSeq and is a predicted model, not a curated record. Lineage: Eukaryota; Fungi; Ascomycota; Sordariomycetes; Sordariales; Sordariaceae. The transcript is spliced from 4 exons.
AUGACGACUUUUUUCGCUGGUGAGACCUCUGUCGAUCUGGCCGGCUCUUCAAAGGGCAAAGUCAGCAGUAGUCAGCAGUCAGCACCAAUGCGUUUCGGGGCACCACCUCUUGUCUUGUCCGCCAAUAUGUGCUUAGCUCCGUCUUGGAUGAGGCCAUCACAAGCUAAAGGGUGGUGUUGCUUGGUCGGAACUGGAUUCGUGUGUUCCACUGGUCCCAUUCCCAUGCCAUUCCCAUACGAGUCGGACGCUAAAUCUCUCAACGGAGCCGGAGCCGGCGACACGGCCGCAGGAGGAAGGUCGCAUAUUGGUGGGCUUUGUCAAAAUGGAAUGGAGAUGAGAUAUGACAUCCCAGCGAGAUCCCACAGAGCUUAUUUCGCCAUCCUGGCCAUGUGCAUGUCCGGCACAACGCAGCCUCUUGGGUUUGUCCCCCUCUUGGCAAUCAUGAAGUUUGCCCACUUGACGGGCCGCUUAACAGAGAUCGCCGAGCCGUGA